This is a messenger RNA of Scylla paramamosain (green mud crab), 983 nucleotides long. RefSeq names its product UPF0746 protein DDB_G0281095-like. NCBI's taxonomy places the organism in Eukaryota, Metazoa, Arthropoda, Malacostraca, Decapoda, Portunidae. The record is from RefSeq and is a predicted model, not a curated record. The annotation marks the transcript as partial. The transcript has a single exon.
CAGCAGCAGCAGCAGCAGAAGAAGAAGAAGGACAAUCACCACCACCAGCAGCAGCAGCAGCAGCAGCAGCAGAGGAAGAAGAAGAAGGACAAUAACCACCACCAGCAGCAGCAGCAGCAGCAACAGCAGAGGAAGAAGAAGAAGGACAAUCACCAGCAGCAGCAGCAGCAGCAGCAGCAGCAGCAGAGGAAGAAGAAGAAGGACAAUCACCAGCAGCAGCAGCAGCAGCAGCAGCAGCAGAGGAAGAAGAAGAAGGACAAUCACCAGCAGCAGCAGCAGCAGCAGCAGCAGCAGCAGCAGAGGAAGAAGAAGAAGGACAAUCACCAGCAGCAGCAGCAGCAGCAGCAGCAGCAGCAGCAGCAGAGGAAGAAGAAGAAGGACAAUCAGCAGCAGCAGCAGCAGCAGCAGCAGCAGCAGCAUCAGAGGAAGAAGAAGAAGGACAAUCACCAGCAGCAGCAGCAGCAGCAACAGCAGAGGAAGAAGAAGAAGGACAAUAACCACCACCACCACCAGCAGCAGCAACAGCAGAGGAAGAAGAAGGAUAAUCACCAUCACCAGCAGCAGCAGCAGCAGGGGAAUAAGAAGAAGGACCACCAGCAGCAGAGGAAGAAGAUGCAUCACCACCAGAAGGAAGAAGCAGCAACAGCACCACCGAACUGGCUGACUCAGACAGGUUAAGGAUAGGAUAGGAUAGAAUAGGUAUGAUUAGGAUAGGAUAUUAUGGUUAGUUAGUUAGGUGGUCCAUGUCAGGUGGUCAGGGUCAGGAAGAGGAGGAAGAAGCACCAGCACCACCACCACCAGAAGAAGAAGAAGAAGCAUCACCAUCAUCAGAGGAAGAAGCACCACCACCACCAGAAGAAGAAGAAGAAGCAUCACCAUCAUCAGAGGAAGAAGCAGCACCACCAGCAAAAAGAAAAAGCAAGAAGAAGCAGCACCACCAGCAGCAGCAAAGGAAGAAGAAGGACCAUCACCACCACCAGCAA